AUGCGCCCCCAGCAAGUCCUCCUGGCCCUCCUCGCCCUCCUCGGCCUCGCGGCGUCCCAGGCCUCGGGGACGGGCAGCACGACGCGGUACUGGGACUGCUGCAAGCCCUCGUGCGCGUGGCCGGGCAAGGCGUCGCUGGCGUCGGGGCCGGUGGGCACGUGCGACCGCAACGACAACCCGCUCAACGACGGCGGGGCGACGCGGUCCGGGUGCGACUCGGGCGGGUCGGCGUACAUGUGCAGCGCGCACUCGCCGUGGGCCGUGAGCGACGCGCUGUCGUACGGGUGGGCGGCGGUGCGGAUCGCGGGGGGAAGCGAGGCGAGCUGGUGCUGCGCGUGCUACGAGCUGACGUUCACGAGCGGGCCGGUGGCGGGGAAGAAGAUGGUCGUGCAGGCGACCAAUACCGGUGGCGACCUGGGGAGUAACCACUUUGACCUUGCUAUUCCCGGUGGCGGCGUCGGCCAAUUCAAUGCUUGCACCAACCAAUAUGGCGCCCCAAGUAACGGAUGGGGCGAACGAUACGGAGGCGUCAAGUCCAGGGCCGAGUGCGACUCGUUCCCGGCGAAGCUCAAGGCCGGUUGCUACUGGCGAUUCGACUGGUUCCAGGGUGCUGACAACCCGAGCGUAUCCUUCAAGGAGGUUCUGCUAUUCAGUAAUCCUGUGUGGUCGGGUGCCAAUACAGUCCCUUCGACCAUCAUCAGAAAUAUCACCUCCCUCUCAAAGAACAUAGCAUAUCAAGACACCAUCCUAGCAAACCUCACUACUCUGAGCAGCACGAACUCCGAAACCCAGGAUGGCAUCAUCAGAGGCCUUCUCUACGUACCCGACCUCAGCAUAGCAAACCCGUGUUACCAACAGCAGUACGACAUCAUCCCCCGAAAUGCGACUACCCAAGCCAACCUUCCUCCAACCAACUACAACCUCAUUGCUCUGGCUCCGUGGUUCAAUGCUACAUGCACUCAGGCUUACCUCGCUUCUGCCCGCCUCGAUCCGAUCCGAGCCUUCAUAUUCUAUAGGCCCAACAACUCGACUAGGGAGCCUCAGGGGGCCGAUUCGCCAAUAUGGGACCUCGGCGACGACGACGCGUGGCGUUCCCAGAAUCGCUUUCCAAUCUUCGCCAUUCCCGGCUCCGAAGGCACCAAGAUGAUGCAGCAACUGAGUUUAUACUCCGGAAAUCUGUCUUCAGUACCUUACGGGGACCAGAUCCAGGACAUUUACGAUCCUCAUGACAACGACUUUGUCCGCAUAUGGACCGAGCUGACAGUGAAGGACCACGACAGCGUGCCUGCCAUGUGGACAUGGAUUCUCACUGUCGUCGGCGUUGUACUUUUUAUUAUUGCUUGUCUAUCACUCACAAUGCACCUGGUACAGCGCAGACGAAGAAUAUCACUACGACGAAGGGUGUUGACUGGUGAAGUUGACCUUGAAGCCAUGGGCAUCAAGCGGGUUACGGUGCCAGUCAACCACGUCAAAAACUUCCCGCUCUUCACGUACAGCUUUCAGCCAGAAAUGAUCAGCACGCCUUCGACGACGAGACCGCCCAAAUCUGUCAGGUCUCCCCGGAGCCAACGAACCGUAUCCGAGCAUGCCAUCACGAAAUCGAGAGCUAGGAGAUCCAGCGUCAAUAGCGCCACGAGCACUGUUGCUACGAACUUUCAACCUCAGUGCCACAUUUGCUUGGAAAACUACGUCGACCGAGAUUCGAUCAUUCGAGAACUGCCGUGCGGGCACAUCUUCCACCCGGAGUGCAUCGACGAAUUUCUGAGCCUGAAUAGCUCACUAUGCCCGAUUUGCAAGCGGAAUAUGUUGCCGCGUAAUUAUUGCCCUAAAAUCACGAACGGGAUGGUGCGUCGCGAGCGGGCCGUUCGACGUUUGAGAGAGAGGGUAGUGGUUGUCGAGUCAGACGACGAGGAAGAGGAGGUGAAGGGCAAAGGUUGGGGCAGACGGCUAUUCGGCACGGACAAAGCGGCAUCAUCCCCGAAGGAAACCCCGAUGACGCCCGUGACACCUUCCAAGUCUCCGAAAACACCUCAAGAGUCAGCGGGCGCUCGUACCCCUGCUCCGGCAGAGACGGAAGCCAGGCGCAGGUCAACCCUUGAGCCAACUCAAGAGGAGCAAGAAGAUUCGACAUCAAGUCAGUCUGAUGGACAUGAAUCCACACAACCGCAAACACAACCGCAACAGCAGCCGCAACCGCCCCAACCUGCGCCGGCUGCUCAUCACGGUCUUAAAAACAAACGGAGAAAACCUGGCGGUUUACGACUCCGCAUGCCCGAGUCAGUGGAGCCCCAUCAAAAGCCGGAGGGACGUAAGAGUCCCUCCGCCUUGGCACGGGCUCGGAUGCGGGCGCUUGCGGGUACACCGCUUGACGACCCCGAUGGGCGUAAUCCAAUAUGGAAGCGUUAUGUCGUCAAGGUUUUCCCGGGUUUUUCAUGA
Messenger RNA from Colletotrichum karsti, 2436 nucleotides. RefSeq names its product ring finger domain-containing protein. The record is from RefSeq and is a predicted model, not a curated record. NCBI's taxonomy places the organism in Eukaryota, Fungi, Ascomycota, Sordariomycetes, Glomerellales, Glomerellaceae. Bases 1 to 2436 code for a protein of 811 amino acids. Gene Ontology annotation, molecular function: cellulase activity. Gene Ontology annotation, biological process: carbohydrate metabolic process. The transcript has 5 exons.